Messenger RNA from Mizuhopecten yessoensis (Yesso scallop), 3764 nucleotides. RefSeq names its product zinc finger CCCH domain-containing protein 10-like. The transcript is spliced from 3 exons. Gene Ontology annotation, molecular function: metal ion binding. The coding region runs from base 1193 to 2410 and encodes 405 amino acids. Lineage: Eukaryota; Metazoa; Mollusca; Bivalvia; Pectinida; Pectinidae. The record is from RefSeq and is a predicted model, not a curated record.
CAGUGUAGUGUGUGAGUGCGGAAUAGCAGAUGUAGGGUAGUCACACCAGCUAUACAGUGUAGUGUGUGAGGGCGGAAUAGCAGAUGUAGGGUGUCACACAAGCUAUACAGUAAAGUGUGUGAGGGCGGAAUAGCAGAUGUAGGGUAGUCACACCAGCUAUACAGUGUAGUGUGUGAGCGUCUCUGUACAGCACCAGGUGUGUUACUCAGGAAAAUCUCUGAUCAUACAUAACAGGAUUAAUCGACAUUUGGACAUGAGUGAAAGGAUCUUUACUGGAGGUAAGCCUGACUUACAUGUGGUGGCAGUGUAGCUAUAGCCCUUGGAUGGUAUUGUAAACAGUCAGUGUAUUAAUUUUGUUCUGGGUUAUCCCAAAACAAGGAAAUUUCAACAUUGUUCCAAUAUUUUUCAUCAUUACCAGGUAUUCCAGGUAUUGAGGUAUUGGUCACAACAAAGGAAAUGGCCGGUUAAUAUUAAGAGACACGGAGGAGAAGGAAUGGUUUCAGUGAAUUCUGUCACUCUAAUUAAAUUACAUUUUUUAUAUUGAUUGAAAAGUUGUGCCUUUGAUGCUCUUCACAGCCUGAUAAGGCCCGUCACAGGAAUGUACUAUAUAUAGUGGCCGCUAAUGUGUGCAAUACACAUGUACACAGGACCACAACGUGUGUAACACACAUGUACACAGGACCACAGCUUGUACUGUGUACUAUAGCGGAAGUGUUAACCAUUGUGUGUCUAUAUCAGGACGCCUGUUUACACCUCAAUAACAGCAGAUUACAAACAUCAGCACACAACUGGUGACACUAGAUCUGAUGUAUAAAUAGACAGAAGUCCAGCGCGCCAAUGAGAUGCUACGCGUGUCAGUGACAUCUUACACGAUGCUGUGACAUAGUACACACUAUUGUGUUGUUUAAGUGCCUUUGUUGUCAAUUCUGCGAACAAAAUUGCGGGUGUUAUGAAACUUUUUCCAUUAUCUACUGAGGAACCUGACCAUUUUGAUGAAAAAUUAUUGCGAAAGUCUUAAAAUUCGUUAUCGCUUGUGCUUCUAAAUGCGACUACAUGCGUAGAUCCCUGGGAACUCAGUAAGGAGUAGCGAGCUUGAUUUGUGUUAAAUUUUCAUCCGUUUGGAUAUUUUCCCUUUUCUACCUUGUGUUUUAUAAUUCAGUAGGAAAAUUUAGAUCAAAUUAAGAUUGUUUGAAUGCAUAAUCUGGAUUGCAAGAUGUCUGAUAAUAGUGAAAGUGGAAGUGAGUCCAGUGUGAAAUUUUGCAAACAGAAUGGCAACGACGAUGAUAUAUGUCGCGAUUACUUACGUAACGUGUGUAAACGUGGAAAGCGUUGCAAGUAUCGCCAUCCACACUCUGAGGAAUCGUCACGUGAAAGGAAGUAUGACUACACAUUUUGCCAUGAUUUCCAAAAUACUGGCUGCCACCGCCCAAACUGUAAGUUCCUACACUGCUCCCGCGAAGAGGAGGAGCACUACAAACAGACUGGACAACUUCCUGUUCGGCUACAACAGGCUGCCGCCCUUGGUGUCGGGGUUACCCCUACCAAUGACAUGCCCCUCCUGAAGGGCGAGAUCCCCAUCUGUAAAGACUACCUUAAAAUGAACUGUAAGCGUGGCAUUAAGUGUAAAUUCAGGCAUCUCACAGCCACUGAAUAUGAGUUUGAAUUACGUAAGUCGGACCAGAGGAAUAAUAAUAAUUCCCAAAACUAUGAUCCUUACGAGGAGGACUUUGAUCGAUUUGAGAGUUUUGAGUACUGUCAUAGCAGUAGUGGUGUUAAGAGGCGAAGGACAGACAGGGACUUGGAUGGAUUCAACAGUAACUAUGUGGAGAAUCGAUAUUCCCCUACCCGUCCUCUCAGUUACCAGCUCAUAGAAGACGAGAAUUCAGUAUUGCGUAGAAAAGUGGAUGAACUUAAAAAACAGGUAGCAGAUUUAACAGCUACAAAUGAAGUGCUUCUUGAGCAGAAUGCUCGCUAUCGUGUUAGUCGGACAUCUCUAGGGACAAGCCACGUGGCUGCCCCACAAUCUCUGAACCAUCUAGCAAACAGUCUUGCACAACAGAUCGCUCUCAACUCCGAACUGGCUUCCCAGCAUGCAUUGCAGCAGCGCCUGGCGCGGGAGCUAGCGCCGGUGUCGGCAGCAGCUCAGGGGAGUUUAAACCAGCCAACGGUAACAAUGAACCCUGGGUCUAUACCAGUAUCUCUUCCGCAGAACAAUCUGACGGGCGUUACCCUGGCCCCUGUGUCCAUCCAGCAGCCGUUGCCCCCACCCGUCAGUAUGACUCAGGCCCUGCCCCCACCAGUCAGCUUAACCCAGAGUCUCCCACAAAACAUGCAGGCCAACUCUACCACCCUCGUGUCCUACCCCAUCGUCUCACAGAAUCUCCGCACCGUCAGUAGUCUGGCUCACUGACACCACAGCGCCACCUAGCUAAGAUCUACUGUUACUUAGAGUGCGAGGUCGGGAUCUUACUGAUGGACGCCUGGUGGGUAACAACCCUGUCUAACUGGGCUGAACUACAGCUACCAGGGGGAACCACUGAACACAGCAUAGCUGUACUGUCCAGGGGGACUGGUGUGAAAGUGGCCAAAUUCUCACCAGAAUCAUCAGGUCCAGUUAAGGAAAGCUGAGAAGUAUAUCUUUAUGAUUUACAGCGACCUUCUAACUCAGAUACAAUCUGUAUGAGACAAUAUGGGGCUUACAGUGACUUUCACACUCAGCUACGAGACAGCUGGGUAGUGUAAUUUCCCAAGCAGAUUCUGAUCACCUCAAUGGGUGAAAUGACAAGCUGUCAAUAUUCAAUGUGGAAAGUCAUAAUCAAACGCUACUGAAAUCAAACAGGACAGUGACCACAGCUAAACCUGCGUGGAUAGCAACAUGUUUCUGUAGAAAUAAAAUGGUGAUGUAGCCAUGUGUGACAUAUCAGGUGGCAUGGUAACCAUGGCGACACAGAACAACAGAGGACAUGUCAAGUAUUCUGAGUGUGACGACAUGUAUUCUCCAGUGAAAUGGAAAAGAAAGCAUGCAAAAGCUGACUGUUGCUGACCGUUGCCGACCGUUGCUGACAGUUACAAACAGGAGAGGUCAAGUGUAACUCAUGACCUCAUAACACCCGAGUUUUACAAGCUUAAAUAUGGUUCCAUCCAGAACAAAUUGUGUUAUUGUUUAUAUAUUUUAUGGGCAAAGGGAGGUAACUGCAGCUUGACCUGGUAUGAUUGUGUGCAGUGUUUUGAUGUCUAUGCACACUUUACAGUCUGAAAAAGCAUCAGGACUACCAAUCAAAUGUGAGCUCAGCAGGGGGACUUCGUGGCGUUAUAGAUAUGCUGUAUCUAAGAUGAACUGACGGACUGGGAAGUAUUUGUAAACAGGCAGUGUCUGACGACUGCACUGCUGUCUGUCUGUAAGGAGACAAUGCUAUACUGGUCGUCGGUGGAUAUAUGGAGUAAGUGCAUAUUACCAGCAUUGGUUAUAUGUGGUACUUAUCGACUAUAUAUAGACAGAUCGCCAGUGACAUGUCAGUGAAUGUUUUGAGGUUAAGUUUGAUUAGAACUUCACAUAAGUACCAGCUAAGUCUCCUUAUUUAGACAUAUUUGUCUUUAAAAAAUCUGAAAAAAGUGUACAUCAUGAUGAGUACUGGGUCUGUAUUCAGAAAAACGUUCUCAUGCAUAAGUACAGAUUUUGUGCAAAAACAAACUUUCUUGUAACUCUUUAGGUCACCUGAGACAAAGUCUCAAGUGACCUAUUGCGAUCGCCUUUUGUCGUCCGU